UGAGGGUGCCAGAUCAUGUAUCACUUUGUAAGUCAGAGGAAGGUUGUUAAAAUUGAUCUGCUGUUUUAUGGGGAGCCUGUACUGACACAAGGACAGAGGUGCUGUGCUCACAUCUCUAAUCUCUUGUCAAUAUUCUCACAGGACACUUUGGGUGACUUGUUGAUUUAAUGCAGCAUAAGGAGAUAGACUAAUUUAUCUUACAGUGGUUGAUGCUGAGUGAUACAUGCAUCAAAGCCGAGAUUGCCACAUUAGAUUUUCGUUUUUUUUUUUUUCAGAUCAUGAGGGAAAUAGGUGAGAUUAAUGAAUUUGAAAUUAAGGUGUUUUUUUAACUACGUGAGAAACGUUUUUGCCAUCCAGCUUCAGUGAGGCAACUGCUGUGCUUUUGCUGCAGAUAGACACUGAAUUCAGGGAUGAUGUUACCAAGACAACCAUAUAAAGACUAAAGGUCCCAUCACUGACUUCUGUGGAAGUCAGACCUGAAAGAUUUUAGCCCACCUGUGCAAUGAUAUUAUGAUGAGUCACUGCAUUCCAGUGAAAACUACAGCCAGAGUGGAUAGGGAGCUCUGGCAGAACUAGAAAAAAGUUAAACUCUUGCUCGAGGGAAUUUUCAGUUCUAUAUUUCUAGUGACACAGUCACUGAAAACUGGAAAAUCAUCAGAAAUGUGUUUGGAGAUAAUUAUUUUAUGGAUUUGUUCCGAGAAAAGGACAAGAAGAACUGUAGACUUUUCUCUGUAUCCUUAACACAACCAAUUAAUGAAUGUAUAUUUAAGUUGGAAGCUAUUUGAUAGAGAAUUAGAGAAAUGUAAGCUUUUGGCAAAUUACGCAGGGACAGUUAAUCAUAACUUCUACCACAUGUGCGUGCGUAAAGUGGAUGGCUGGGCGCGCACACACGCAACACAUCACUGCGGGGAACAGCCGUUGUCAGACGCGUUAUUCGGAGUGGGAGUGAGGGCUAUGGACGAUUUAUCGACCGAUUCGCAUCACAGGCUGGAGCAGUCUUCUCUAAAACAUUCCACAUGGUCUACUUUUGUCUCAUCCAUGAGCUUUAAAUAAAGUCUACCUGAAUAUGAGACGCAUAGACAACAAUCGGUGAUCUCUGUGUUUGCUAAGAAGGUUUAGACUUAAUUCGGAUUCUUUUUUUCUUGAUGUCUUACUCGGAUGUGGCACAUAUCUGGAUCCAAUAAGAGAACUUCUCAGCGUCAGACGCGUCUGCGGCGGGGGAGACCAGUGGAGGGACUCGGAAACUUGUGUGGUGCAGGAGACGGUCUCUCUUUUUGAAUCGGCGCUGCCACAGCUGUCACAGAGAGAGAGAGAGAGCCAUGGUGAACUCCCUCAUACUGAUGCUCAGCUGGACUGUGAUCUCUGAGGUGGCGAGAGCUCAGAAUGACACGGAGCCUAUCGUCCUGGAGGGAAAAUGCCUCGUGGUCUGCGACUCUAACCCGACCACAGACUGGAAGGCUUCGUCCUCUCCGCUCGGCAUCUCAGUGCGCGCCGCCAACUCCAAGGUGGCUUUCUCUGCAGUCCGGAGCAACAACCAUGAGCCAUCGGAGAUGAGCAACAAAACGAGAAUAAUCUACUUCGACCAGGUUCUUGUGAAUAUAGGAAACUACUUCACAUUUGAAUCAGUUUUUUUGUCCCCAAGAAAAGGAAUCUACAGUUUUAACUUCCAUGUCAUUAAAGUGUACCAGAGCCAAACCAUACAGGUGAACUUGAUGUUGAAUGGGAAACCAGUCAUCUCUGCCUUUGCGGGUGACAAAGAUGUAACUCGUGAGGCAGCCACCAAUGGAGUUCUGCUCUAUCUAGAAAAAGAGGACAAAGUCUACCUAAAGCUGGAGAAGGGAAACCUAGUUGGUGGAUGGCAAUACUCAACAUUUUCUGGCUUUCUUGUGUUCCCUCUGUAAAAAAAACAAAAAGCUCACUGACUUCUUCAUAAUGUGUUGUCACUGUAUAAUCAAAACAUUGCUGCUGCGUCCAUUGGAUCUUGCCAAAUGGUUGAAAAAUUAUAGAUGGAAAUGGAUCAAAACAGAGCGAGGAAAUAAGACUUUGGAAAUCGUUCACAUUCUCUGGAAGUGCUGAGUCCCCGUCCAGAUGAAAGAGACUUGAAAUGUUCCCAGUAUGUUCCUGUCACUCAAACAGCCUCAGCGAGAGGAACGCUAAAACAUCCCAAAAGUACUUUUCAAACUUUGACUUGUUGGAAUAUAUUUAGCAUACUUACAGCACAUAUUUUUUUCAUGGCAAUUGUUGCAUUCAAGUACAUCUGCCUUUUGGGUGUAAACUGUGUAUGCUUGUGUGACUUGUCAUCACCAAGGUAUUCACAUUGCUAAGGAUUGGGGGGUGUCUUCUCUGGAGCUAAUUGUUCCAGGCCAGGUGUUGGGCAAAGAUAAUAGUAAUAAUAGAGAUAAUAGUGAUGUAAGUAACUGAUUACCAAAACAAUGUUAAUGGAAGUUGCUUGAUGGAACAAAUUAAUUUGAAUUUGAUUAUACAAAAAGUUGUAGUCUGCUCUUUCAGU
Molecule: messenger RNA, 2509 nt
Organism: Siniperca chuatsi (mandarin fish)
Lineage: Eukaryota; Metazoa; Chordata; Actinopteri; Centrarchiformes; Sinipercidae
Gene: cbln4
Product: cerebellin 4 precursor
Exons: 3
Coding region: 1320-1901 (193 amino acids)
Molecular function (GO): protein binding
Source: RefSeq, a predicted model, not a curated record